UUAUUUUUGUCGUAAAAUGAGAUCAGACAGGAGAAUUGAAUCUCCAUUGAAAUGAUACAAAGUGACUUUUGAAUCGAGAUGAACUGACUUUUAUUUUGAUUUUCGUUUUUUGUUUUCAAUAGACUGUGAAUGUUGCGAUGUGAUCCGGUUUUUGCGCUUGACGGAUUUUAAACGUUUUUGCGAAGUGAUUUGACACCGUCAGCAUGUUUAGCAGGUUCGGCAAGAGACGCCCGAGCGCGCGCACGGGGCUGGACCUCAGUGUCGCGGGGAGUGUGAGCAUCACCGCCGUCACCGCCACGUCGCCCAGCGUUCUGCCGCCCACGCCCUCGCCCUCCGUCUACACCAUCUCCACGGCGAGCCCGCCUCUGGGAAGUGCACCCGCGCCCGCACGGCUCUCCCAGGCUGUGUCCCCCUCCUCCAGGGGCGUGUUCAUCUUCCCUCCCGUAGAAGGCCCUUCGCCGGCAUCCCUUGCAGAACCUCCCCGCCCGCGCCCUUCUCCCUCUCCCCUGUAUUCCUCCCCCUCCCCCUCCCCUUCCCCGUGCUCGCCCACGACGCCCCUCUUCACGUCCCUCCCCCCCGCCCCCCCUCCCGCCAUGCCGGCCCCCAGUGACCAGCUCCCCGACUGCCCCCUAGAGGCUCGCACCGCCAGCGCGGGCGGCGCGGCGAGGAGCGGGCGGCGGCGCCCCGACCACGCCGACCUGGGCCGCCUGAACGACUCGACGACCACGACGAGCAGCGAGGCCCACAGGAAUGCUAUCAACGCGGCCUGCAACAACAACAGCAACAACAACGAUAACAACAACAGACUAGAGCCGGUCGAGGUGAAUGCCAACGAGCAGGACUCGGACACAGGCACGGGCGUGGGCGUGGACGCGGGCGCGGACGCGGACACCCGCGCCGCGACCGAGGCGGGCGACGACAACAGAGCGUGUGGCAACAACAACAACAACAACGUGACCAAUAACAAGGCGAGCAGCUGCGACCGCCGCAGGAAGACGGGCAUUGUGUUCCCGAUCAAGACGGGCGUCAUUCAGCUCCCGGGAAGAGGUAACUGGCGCCGCGCCGCCCUUGCGUGCUUCUGGCCGCCCGCGCUCUGCCUUCAGGCCCGGCUGUUGCUUUUUGCUCUCGGCCUUUUUCCUCCAUGUAUAGUUUUAUUAUUGUCUUUCCUUCUGCAGCUCAUUUCUCUCCUUCUCCCCCUCUUUCCCCUUGAAUUUCUGCUCUCUCCCAUUGUACAUUUUCUCCGCUUGCUCCCCUUCUGCUCUUGCUUCUCUUCUCCCUCUUUCUUUCCCGCUCCUCUCCCCUCUGUCCCUCCCAUGUACGCGCUGCCUCGCUCGCCCCCUCUGCCGCUGCCCCUCGUGCCCGCGGCCGCCUCUCGCAGCUGCGUCGACGGCGAAUCGGCUGCCUGGUGGCUCUCCUACCUCUCACGCUUCUGCCUUGGGUUUACUUCGGAUGAACUAGGAAUUCCGGUACAUCGGCCUAAUAAUUACUCCGGACAACUGGCUUUUCCACUCCGUCCGUCAUGGGCUCGCUUCGGGUUGCUGAUGUUCCCAGUAGUAAUCAAUAAAAAUAGAUUUGAAUAUCUGACUUUUCCUCCAGUACGUCCGCCUAAGGCUUAUUCCGGAUAACUGACAGUUGCAACACAUCCGCACCUUGAUUAUUUCGGACGAGCCUGUGACGUUCGCUCC
Penaeus indicus is the source of this 1685-nucleotide messenger RNA. RefSeq lists its product as uncharacterized. The coding region runs from base 204 to 1625 and encodes 473 amino acids. NCBI's taxonomy places the organism in Eukaryota, Metazoa, Arthropoda, Malacostraca, Decapoda, Penaeidae. The transcript is spliced from 2 exons. The record is from RefSeq and is a predicted model, not a curated record.